Messenger RNA from Glycine soja, 4408 nucleotides. Its product is annotated as myosin-1-like. The record is from RefSeq and is a predicted model, not a curated record. Gene Ontology annotation, cellular component: cytoplasm; vesicle; myosin complex. The transcript is spliced from 25 exons. NCBI's taxonomy places the organism in Eukaryota, Viridiplantae, Streptophyta, Magnoliopsida, Fabales, Fabaceae. The coding region runs from base 456 to 3989 and encodes 1177 amino acids. Gene Ontology annotation, biological process: actin filament organization; vesicle transport along actin filament. Gene Ontology annotation, molecular function: ATP binding; actin filament binding; microfilament motor activity.
UGUUGAAUUUUAAAAGCAAAGGAAAGCAGAAAAGCUGGUUCCUCUCCACACGGCGUGGAUUAUUUUCAUUUUUCUCCGUCAACUUUCUCGGAAACCAAACAUCCCUUUUGUCAGACUCCUUUAUUUUUUGUUUAGAACUUGAGAUUGUUCUGUAAACUGAAACUUCUUACUCACUUCCUCAGUUCUUCUUCUUCGUUAAUCAUAUUAUUAUUCUGCAACACAACACAAGAUCUUCUUCUGCUUCUUCAUUCAGACGUUCAUCAAAAACUUCAUCUGCUUAAUUAUCUGACAGAGCAUGUGCUGUUUGGCUUCUGGAUCGUUCAAGAAACUUCACUAGCGUGAAAUGAAUUCGGAAUUGCGAUGCUGAAUUGUUGAGUGAGGCAUUUGAGUUUAUUUUCAAGUUCCUGUGUUUUCUGCUGGUUUCUCAAGUCAAGAAUUGAGCUAUUUAAGGGAAAAUGUCUGGGACAUCCAAGGUUCUGCCUGCUCUCCACUCUAUCAAAUCGUUGCCUCCCAAGUUCAAGAUUACCACUGGUAAUCCGACUUCUGGUCUAAUGGAAAACCACGGAGUUGCUAAGCUGAGAAGCAGUGAUGUGAUCGGAUCAGGUAGUCCAGAAAACGAUGCUUUGAUAGGGGAGGUUGCUGAGGAAGCUCGGGACUGUGUUGCUGACGUGGGUGUUUACGAUGAGGACUUGGUGUACAGCAGAAAAUGUGUGUCGUUAGAAGACAGGCCAUCAAUUGCUGAUGAAGACUUAGAAUCUGUUCCUCUGUCCUUCCCAUCAAUUUCAAUCUCCUCUGGGGAACGCAGGUGGAGUGAUACGACACCUUAUGCUUCAAAGAAGAAGCUUCAGUCUUGGUUUCAACUUCCAAAUGGGAAUUGGGAGCUGGGGAAGAUAAUAACAACUUCUGGAAAUGAAUCCAUCAUUUCACUGCCUGACAGGAAGGUUUUGAAAGUGAAAGAAGAAAGUUUAGUACCAGCAAAUCCUGAUAUCCUUGAUGGGGUGGAUGACCUCAUGCAACUUAGUUAUUUAAAUGAACCGUCAGUUUUAUACAACCUGCAAUAUAGAUACAAUCAAAACAUGAUUUAUACAAAAGCAGGGCCUGUUUUGGUUGCUAUAAAUCCCUUUAAGAAAGUUCCUCUAUAUGGUAAUGAUUAUAUUGAAGCCUACAAGCGUAAAGCAAUUGAAAGCCCUCAUGUAUAUGCAAUAGCAGACACGGCCAUCCGGGAAAUGAUACGAGAUGAAGUUAAUCAAUCUAUAAUUAUAAGUGGUGAGAGUGGAGCAGGGAAGACUGAGACAGCAAAAAUAGCAAUGCAGUACUUGGCUGCCCUUGGUGGUGGAAGUGGAAUAGAGUAUGAGAUUUUAAAGACUAAUCCAAUACUAGAAGCCUUUGGUAAUGCAAAAACAUUGAGAAAUGACAACUCAAGUCGUUUUGGAAAGCUCAUUGAGAUUCACUUCAGUGAAACUGGAAAAAUCUCCGGUGCUAAUAUUCAAACAUUUUUGCUUGAGAAGUCUAGAGUAGUCCAAUGCAAUGAAGGGGAAAGAUCAUAUCACAUAUUUUAUCAGCUAUGUGCUGGUGCACCUCCAUCUCUCAGGGGAAAGCUAAACCUACAAAAUGCAGAAGACUAUAAAUAUCUGAGGCAGAGCAAUUGUUAUUCAAUUAGUGGUGUUAAUGAUGCAGACGAAUUUCGCACAGUCAUGGAAGCUCUAGAUGUUGUCCACAUCAGAAAAGAAGACCAGGAGAAUGUAUUUGCAAUGCUUGCUGCAGUAUUAUGGUUAGGAAACAUAUCAUUUACUGUGAUUGAUAAUGAAAAUCAUGUUCAAGCUGUAGAAGAUGAGGGUCUGUUCCAUGUAGCCAAAUUGAUUGGCUGUGACAUCGAAGAUCUCAAGUUGAUACUAUCAACUCGCAAAAUGAAAGUUGGUAAUGAUAAUAUUGUCCAAAAGUUGACGCUAUCACAGGCAAUUGAUGCAAGAGAUGCUUUGGCAAAGUCAAUAUAUGCAUGCCUGUUUGAUUGGUUGGUUGAACAGAUAAAUAAAUCACUUGCUGUUGGCAAAAGACGUACCGGCAGAUCAAUCAGUAUUCUAGAUAUCUAUGGCUUUGAAUCUUUCAAUAGGAACAGUUUUGAGCAGUUCUGCAUAAAUUAUGCAAAUGAGAGAUUACAGCAACACUUUAAUCGUCAUUUAUUCAAGUUAGAACAGGAGGAAUAUAUUCAAGAUGGCAUUGACUGGGCUAAAGUUGAAUUUGAAGACAACCAAGACUGCCUUAAUCUUUUUGAGAAGAGGCCACUGGGGUUAUUAUCCUUGUUAGAUGAAGAGUCCACUUUCCCAAAUGGCACAGAUUUAACAUUUGCUAACAAGCUUAAACAGCAUUUGAAUUCUAAUUCAUGUUUCAAAGGAGAAAGAGACCAAGCCUUUACUGUACACCAUUAUGCUGGGCAGGUAACCUAUGAUACAACUGGAUUUCUGGAGAAAAACAGAGACCUAUUGCACUUGGAUUCCAUCCAACUUCUAUCCUCUUGCACGUGUCCUCUUCCUCAAAUAUUUGCAUCUCAUAUGCUCACUCAGUCUGAUAAGCCGGCAGUUGGUCCCUUACACAAGUCAGGUGGGGCAGAUUCCCAAAAGCUAAGUGUUGCAACAAAAUUCAAGGGUCAAUUGUUCCGACUGAUGCAACAACUAGAGAGUACUACUCCACAUUUUAUUCGCUGCAUUAAACCGAAUAAUCUCCAAUCACCUGAAUCAUAUGAGCAAGGGCUUGUAUUGCAGCAGCUGAGAUGCUGUGGGGUCCUGGAAGUAGUUCGAAUAUCGAGAUCUGGCUUUCCAACAAGAAUGUUUCACCAAAAGUUUGCUAGAAGAUAUGGUUUUCUCCUCCUUGAUCAUGUUGCUUCUCAGGAUCCGCUUAGUGUUUCAGUUGCAAUUCUUCAUCAGUUUAAUAUUUUGCCUGAGAUGUAUCAAGUUGGCUACACAAAAUUAUUUUUCCGAACAGGGCAGAUUGGUGUGCUUGAAGAUACUAGAAAUCGUACCCUCCAUGGCAUUUUACGUGUCCAAAGUUGUUUCAGGGGUUACCAAGCACGUCAUUCUCUCAAGGAUCUUCGGGGAGGAAUCACUACUUUGCAGUCAUUUAUUAGGGGAGACAAAACCAGAAAGGCAUAUUCAGCAUUACUUAAGAGGCAUAGAGCUGCUGUUAUUAUACAGAAGCGCAUCAAAGCAGUAUUUGCAAGAAACAGAAUGAGGACUAUUAGUGAUGCUGCAAUAGUCAUACAAGCAGUUAUUCAUGGUUGGUUGGUCAGAAGAUGCUCAGGAAAUAUUGGAUUUUUGAAAUCUGGAGACAUGAAGAUGAAAGAGUCAGAUGAGGUUCUGGUUAAGUCAUCUUUCCUGGCCGAAUUACAGUGCCGGGUACUUAAGGCUGAAGCUGCCCUUAGAGAGAAAGAAGAGGAAAAUGACAUCCUUCAUCAACGUCUCCAACAAUAUGAGAGCAGAUGGUCUGAGUAUGAAUUAAAAAUGAAAUCCAUGGAAGAAGUGUGGCAGAAACAAAUGAGAUCCCUACAAUCUAGCCUCUCCAUUGCAAAGAAGAGCCUUGCUAUCGAUGACUCUGAAAGAAAUUCAGACGCAUCUGUUAAUGCAAGUGAUGAGCGGGAUUACAGCUGGGAUGUGGGAGGUAAUCACAAGCGCCAAGAAAGCAAUGGGGCAAGAUCAACGAGUGCUGGUUUAAGUGUUAUAAGUCGGCUGGCUGAAGAAUUUGAGCAUAGGAGUCAAGUAUUUGGUGAUGAUGCCAAGUUCUUGGUUGAGGUAAAAUCUGGUCAGGUAGAAGCAAGUUUGAACCCAGAUCAAGAGCUUAGAAGGUUAAAACAGAUGUUUGAAGCUUGGAAAAAGGAUUAUGGGGCAAGACUGCGUGAAACAAAAGUCAUUAUAAAUAAACUUGGAAGCGAAGAUGGCGCACUUGAGAAAAUGAAGAAAAAGUGGUGGGGAAGAAGGAAUAGUACAAGGAUAAAUUGAUUUUUUUUUUUCUUUUCAAAAUUUUAAUUUAUUAUUAUUAUUUUUUGGUUCGGCUUUGGUCUAUGCACUGUUUCAAGAGCAUUGCCAACUAUAUAUCCGGAAGUGAGGAAAAUACAAUAGGAAAGGUAAAAAAUAGAAGUGAUCGGAAGAGUCCAAGUAAUUUGGGUUAGUAGUUGCUAACCACCUUUCUUUUGUUUGUAAUUUCUGCAUGAGUUGUUAAGUAAAAUGUAUACCACAAACCUUAGUGAUUCGUGUAUAUCGCUGAUGCCCAUGCCUUUUUUGGUAUGUGGGUUGCAUGUCAAAUUUGUUGUGGAGGCCCAAAAUGUAAUAUACAGUAGCAGUUUGUUGGCCGUGCAAAAAUCAUUGUAAAAUACUGAUAUUUAUAGAAAUUUAAAAAUUGAUAUUCUUGUGAAUGUUGA